AUGUCGGGACAUUCAGGAAGCACACAGCGUGACAUCAGCAACAGCGCAUUCGAUGGCGACACCAGUCUCCACCAGGGAGAUGUCCACAACAAUGUUUACUACAGUUCGCCCCACCCUAUACCCCACGCCGGGGUUAUCCGCGUUAUUCCUUAUUCCCGCAACGAGGAUCUAAUCCAUCGCCAGGAUUUUAUGGAGAGACUCGAUGAGCUUCCGCCGUCAACACCAGAAUCUUGCAGCGCUGCACUUUGGGGCUUAGGAGGCUCCGGAAAGACACAGAUUGCCCUGUACUAUGCCUAUCGACGAUGUGAUAACGACCGAGAACGUUGUGUCUUCUGGGUUCAUGCUGAAAGGGAAGCCACCUUUUCAGCUGACUAUAAGACCAUCGGGAAGAAGCUCGGAAUUGAUAAUAAACUCAAUGGGACAAUGUUGCUUGAUGCAAUUGAAGCGAGGAAAUUACUCGUGGGGGAUACUAGAUAUCCCGGCCACAGCACUCGAAACUACCUACCGUUGGCAAUCUCCCAAGCUGGUACGUAUAUGAAACGCUUAUCAAUAACAGCGAGAGAGUAUCUGGGUUACCUCAAACAAGGAAAGUCUCGAUGGGAUGUGCUUGGAGUGAGUGAUGUUGACCGGCAUCGCCGUCCAGAAGUUGUGCUCGAGACAUGGAAGAUAUCAACAGAGCAAAUCCGAACCGAGAGCAUAAUAUCGUACCAUAUACUGCACGUUAUUGCAUAUGUGGACAAUCAAGACAUACAGCAAGAGCUACUUGGGGUCGUGGCUUCUUCAUUUGCGCUCGAUGGCGAAGACUAUGAAGACGAACAAGACUUAUUCGUACAGACUUCAGAGCUCGAAAUUCCUCAAUCCGUAGCGCGGCUAGAAGAGUUUUCUUUUCUCAACCUACGCCGAACAGAUGACGGCGAGCGACGCUAUGAGAUGAAUAAGCUCGUUCAAGAAGCUGUGCGAUAUGAUCUGAGAAUCAGAAACUUAUUGGAGAAUACAACUUGUAAUGAACCAGAAGAUUUAGAAACAUUCCAUAGUGCCAAGGCACUUCGUAUAGUGGAUGGUCUCUUUCCUAGAAUUUGGGGACCGAGUUCGUGGGCGCAAUGCGAGAGAUAUGUGACACAUGCUGUGCGAAUGGGGGAGUGGGCAGAGAUGAGCGGUACAGAGGCUCAGACAGUCGAUCUACUCCACUAUGUCGCUCAAUUUCUCUAUGAUAGAGGGCGAUGGAGAGAGACUGAGCCAUUGUAUGAUCGAGUAUUCAUUCUCAGACGUGGGAUGCUUGGAGAGAAGGGCCCGGAUACAACCACGGCAAUGUCGAACCUUGCGAUUGUUUACAGUAAUAAGGGCCACUUUGAUAAGGCCCGAGUUAUGCAAGAAGAGGCACUGGAACUCCGACGAUGA
Molecule: messenger RNA, 1398 nt
Organism: Fusarium venenatum
Lineage: Eukaryota; Fungi; Ascomycota; Sordariomycetes; Hypocreales; Nectriaceae
Source: RefSeq, a predicted model, not a curated record